Dentiscutata heterogama is the source of this 313-nucleotide messenger RNA. Lineage: Eukaryota; Fungi; Glomeromycota; Glomeromycetes; Diversisporales; Gigasporaceae. The record is from the annotation of a GenBank genome assembly.
AAGUAGGAGCUCUUAUAGAUAUAAAGUUACUUGGCUUAUGUGAUGACUUGGUGAUUACAUAUAGUUCUUCAUUCGGUUUUCUUGCAGCAGGAUGGUCGCAAAAAGCGUCACGUCAAAGAGGACCAUUUGUUGUAAUGCCUAUAAGAGAUUCAGAUGAUGAUUUAUGGCUUGUAGAUAAAGUUUGGAUUUGGGGUGCUAUAUCAAGUGAGCCGUGUAUGUAUUUAAGCAAGGAGCUAAUGGAAUAUGAAGAUGAAGAAACUGUUACAGUUUUUAAAACUAAUCCGUUAUGGAUGCAUUAUAGUCAGUGUCAUUG